This is a messenger RNA of Colletotrichum spaethianum, 732 nucleotides long. RefSeq lists its product as uncharacterized. The record is from RefSeq and is a predicted model, not a curated record. The transcript is spliced from 2 exons. The coding region runs from base 1 to 732 and encodes 243 amino acids. NCBI's taxonomy places the organism in Eukaryota, Fungi, Ascomycota, Sordariomycetes, Glomerellales, Glomerellaceae.
AUGCUCGUCACCAUACUAUUCCCCAUACUUGGCUUGUUGAGUACUACUUGCGGUGCACCUGUUGACAACAUCUUGGAGGACCGUGAAGAAGUUAGCCACGACUCUCUGAGCCCUAUGCCACAGACUGUCCAACAGAAUGCCGUUGGUAUCGCAAUCGCAAACUUCAAUCCGCUUCUUCAUAUUGCGCACGGGUGCCAGCCGUAUACCGCCGUGGACGAUGCCGGCAAUACGAGUGGUGGACUGAAGCCAACCGGCAGCUCAGAUGGAGACUGCACUGAUACUAGCAAGGGCCAGACUUACGCCAGAGGAACGUGGCAUAACGACAAAUAUGCAAUUAUGUACGCAUGGUACUUCCCCAAAGACCAGCCAAACGAUGAAGUGUCUACUGGCGCGCACAGACAUGAUUGGGAAAGCAUUGUGGUCUGGCUUAACAACCCCUCUGUCGGGAACACAACAAUCCUCGGUGGAGCAGCUUCAGGGCACGGUGAAUUCAAGCCUACAACAAAGCCGGAGCGCCAGGGCGAUAGCUUGAAGGUGGAGUACUUUACGCAAGUGCUAUUCAACCAUGAGCUGCAGUUCACAGCCACGGUGGGUCGUACAUACCCGGUUCUCGACUGGGAUGCUAUGAGUCCGACUGUUCAGAAUGCUCUCAAUAGCACAAGCUUUGGGCAGGCCAACGUCCCAUUUAAGGAUGAGAAUUUUUUGAAGAAUCUUGACGAGGCUUCAAUAUAG